Molecule: messenger RNA, 1660 nt
Organism: Saccostrea cuccullata (small rock oyster)
Lineage: Eukaryota; Metazoa; Mollusca; Bivalvia; Ostreida; Ostreidae
Exons: 10
Coding region: 276-1025 (249 amino acids)
Source: RefSeq, a predicted model, not a curated record
AGAAGGACAUUGUCUGGGUAAAGUGGAAGGGAUGUCCUGUGUGGCCAGCUGUUGUCAGAAGACUGGGUAAGAAGAAGAAGAGAAUCGUUAAGGUGUCCCUCACCCUCAUUGCGCCUCACAGCUCUAUCCCUAAAAGGUUGACCCUGAAUUACAAUCCAAGAACAGUAAUUCCUUAUAACACUCAGGAUUCAGAUCUCUUCACGGAAAAAGGAAACGGUUUAGAGGGUGAGGGUUUGGAAAGGUUCACUAAGGCUGUAGACACAGUUCACAACUACAUGACCAAGAAGAUAUUGGGAACUUUGAGGAAAGAGGACACAGAAUUCAUGGAGAGUCUACAAGGUAAGGAGGAAGAGGUUUGUGAGAAUUCCCCGCCCCCAUCACCUGUCCCCCACACUGUGUCUCCCCCGGCCUCACCGAUGUCCAGUGUCGACAGUGGAGACAGUCUUAUAUUUCUAGGCUCAGAGGAACCGGAUCCAGAAAUCACUAAAAUAUAUGAGAAGAUUAAAGAGAGAAAUGAGAGUCUUGUGAAGUUUUUAAAAUCCAGUGAAGUAAAGCAAUAUCUGCUAGAUAUCCUCAGGGAGAAGAAGAAGAGUGAGAAACACACCACCUACAGAUAUGGCCUAUCUAAGGCGAGGGACGGCCUUAAGAACCUGGGGUUUGGACCAAACGCUGACGAGUACCAGCAUGAAGACAUUUUGAACACCAUGUUGGCCUGGUACAAACAGGAGACAAAGGUUGCUAGUGAUGAGUUCCAUGACUGGAACUACGUCCUGGAUGUUUGGAUCCCAGAGGCCAUUGUGUAUGACAUAAUAAAGUUGAAGAAGUACACUCGUAAGAAGGCGUGGCAGCGGUUUGAGAAAGGAGUGUACAUAACAAAGAAAGAGAGAGCGGAGGUCCACAAGUCGAGAGUACUGGAGAGCGCUAAAAGGAUAUCACCCGAGGACGUACAGAGGUACGAGGAGAAUCUAAAGGACAGGAUGAACGUCAUCUGUCAACGCAGCGGACUUCAGAAUAUCAUAUUAUGAUUGCAAUCUAAAGGACAGGAUGAAUGUCAUCUACUUCAGAAUAUCAUAUUAUGAUAAUGAGAGAAUGAAGCGGAGAAGGAUCGUAUAGAAAACUUCAUCAAUCGACAUUACGUAAACCAAAAUGUAGGAAAGUGUGAUUCAUGAAAAAGCUUGUCAUCUUAUGUUGACUAGGGUACAUGAUAUGCAGGUGCUCAUCAAGUAUCAGCUAAGGGGAUUUCUAAUGACCACUUUAUGAUGACUACCGUACAGUAUACAAGGGCAUAAGUUGUUCAGCAACACACCACCAAGGUGGGCUCUGUAACAUCAGGCUUUGAUAAUUUGGGGCAUACUGUCUGUGAAGAUGCAUAAAGACUGAUUUCUUUGAUUCGUCAAUAAGUGGAAGCUAAAGGACCAUUUAUGAUUAUGUAACCUAGUCUAUCUUACAUGUACCACCGGAGAUAGCAAAAUAAUGUAUUCCCAUCUCAUUAACUCAAUGCAGGCCUGUAGUAUCAUGGAUAUUACAACCAUUAUAAUUAAUUGUUUUCAAUAAUAUAUUGCUGACAAAUACACGUAUACAAUUUUAUCCUUAAACCUAGCUGUAACAGGUGUAAGUUGAAAUAAUAUUAUUAAUUCAUUUUUGUCUUCAUUGUUAUAAA